CUUUUAAAAUCACAACAACCCUUAGAUGUGAUUAGUUUUAAACAGGAUUAUCACCCGCUAUGAACAAACGGAUGUCAAGUAUAAAACAGUCGAUUGGUUGACUUUAAAGUGAUAACAACUUGGGAAAACCAAAACACGGAUAAAUUUUUCGAAAUAAAAUUACAAACGAAUAGAGAACUCGCCGUAAAUUUUUUAUUACAAUAAAAAGAAAAUGUUUGAAAAUUACAAAACAAACUAAAUAAAAAUUUUAUAAAAAUUUUGAAAGAAUUACUGAGAAAUAUGUAAAAAUUAUUACAAAACUUAAAAAACAAAUAUAACAAAAAUUAGUGAAUUCUAAUAGAAUUUUAAAUAAAAAAAUAUUUUAAAAAGUGUCGAAAAAAAAAUUUUUUCAAAAAAAAGCAGUGAUCUCCGCUAAUUAAAAAAUAGAUAAAGAUAAACUAAUAUUUGCUUUUUAAAAAAUCCUUUAGUUUAAAAUCUAAUUUACAAAAAUGGUGAUGUUACAAUCACCUAACAAAACCACGGAUAACAACUCGCCCUCUUUAAAAGGCUCCCAAAUGAGUCCCAACUCUAACCCGGAUUCGCCCAAAUCAAAUACUUCUCCAGAAGUUAAUAAAUCGAAUGCUAAUGAAAAUAAUAACUCUGCCAACACUGACAUACACUCGCCAACGGCUAAAAUACCAAAAUUUAUUAUAACUCCACAAAAUAAUCAAAAUCUAACAAAUAAUAACAUCAACUCAAACAAUAAUAAUGUGGCUCUUAAAGCGAAUGAUGAGGGCUUAAGGUAUUCUAUGGAACGCCUUAAACAAUUAACGGAACAACAUCAACAAAGACUUUCACCAAAUGCUGAAGAAAUGGAAAAUGAUUCACAGAAAAAUAGUAAUAGAAGAUCACAAACACCACCACAAUUACAACAACGCAAGCUAAUGGAAUUACCGCCAGUAAGGCAUUUAGCUAGACCGGAACCAUUGCAACAUCCACACGCGGCUUUGUUGCAACAACAUCCUCACCUUUUGCAAAAUCCACAAUUUUUGGCGGCAGCUGCUCAGGCUCAGCAGCAACAUCAUCAGCAACAACAACAACAACAAAAUCUACACCAUCAUCAUCAUCAACAUCCAGCAUUUCAUCAACAUUUACCCACGGCUGCAGCAGCGGCAGCAGCAUUUCAUUUAAGAGGUCCCCUAAGUACGGCGGCCACCACAACUUUAACACUACCCUCACCAGCCAACUCCCCACUGUCGCCACCAACAUCACCUAAUCACAACAUGCCACAACAGCACCAGCAAACAACACAUUCCGAACUACAGCAACCGCAUCUCUUAACACCAGCCCCAACAACAAAUCCCUCAAUACAACUGUCAACAAAUUCCUUACAACCCUCAUCAUCGUCCAGCUCAACCCUAUUGCUGAACACACAUCCAACUGCUGCUCCCACACAUCUAAUCAAUGGUCAAAUAUCAAUACCUCCACCCCUAACAGCCACACAUCUAACUCUAAGCCCUUCCUCUUCAUCGACCACAAUUUCAUCGACAUCCUCCGCAACACAACACGAUAUGGAUUUGGAAAAAUUAAAAUUGGUUGCUCAAGCCCAAGCGGUCGUUGCUCGGUCUUCGGCUGCCGCUGUGGCAGGGGUAACGUUAAAUGGUCAGGCUCCACCUCGUCCAGAUUUAAGUGAUUAUGGAUUUAGAAUACAAUUGGGUGGUUUGGCAGCAGCUGCUGCAGCGGCUGCGGCCACUUCAAGACAAAUUGCCGCCGCUAAUUAUGCACGCAGUGAUACCAGCGAAGAGCUUAAUGUGGAUGGCAACGAUGAGGAGAGUAAUGAUGGAUCUCAUGGUACACCGUCGGUUUGUCCCGUUGAUUUAACCCGUUCUGUGCCCAAUUCCAAUGUAACAUCAACCACCACAUCACCAACUUCAACCACUUCCUCGACCACAACAACCAGUGAUAAAGAAACCACCAAACGUUUGGCAUUCUCUGUGGAAAAUAUAUUAGAUCCUAAUAAGUUUACAGGAAAAAAUCUGCAACAACAUUACAACAAUCAAAGAUGGAGUUGUAGUGGCAGCAGUAACUAUGAUCGAGAUGAGGAAAUGCACGAUGAUGAGCACAGUGAAGAUAUGUCGGCCCAUGACCUUAAUGACAUGGAUCAGGAUGACAUGUGUGAUGAUGGCAUGAGUGAUAUUGAUGAUCAUGCUAGCGAAACUGAUUCGAAAAAGGGUGGCAGUCGCAAUGGUGAUGGUAAAUCACAAAGUGGUAGUGGUGGCUCUAAACCAAGAAGAGCCCGCACUGCAUUUACUUAUGAACAGCUGGUGUCUUUGGAGAAUAAAUUUAAGACCACACGUUAUUUAAGUGUAUGUGAGAGACUGAACUUGGCUAUUAGUUUGUCAUUGACAGAGACUCAGGUUAAAAUUUGGUUUCAAAAUCGUCGCACCAAAUGGAAGAAACAAAAUCCUGGUAUGGAUGUCAACAGUCCCACUAUACCACCACCACCCUCAGGCGGUUCAUUUGGACCGGGGGCAUAUGCCAGUAGCCUACUCUAUUCGCAUACUAUGCCCUAUCCACCCUAUGGUCCUUAUUUUCAUCCCUUGGGUGCAGCACAUCAUCUAAGUCAUUCGCAUUCAUAAAAUUGUAAGAUGCAACAGAAAUUGUUGCAAAUAAUGGAAAUGCGUAAAUAUCGUACGCAAACCAAAGAAUAAAUACAAAAAAAAAUGUGAUGAAACCAAAAACUUAAUUAAUAAAAAUGUAAUAUAAAACUUAAUGCUCAAUUUUGAAAACAAGGGCCAGUGCAAUCUCAAAUUACUUUUCUAUGUUUUGUGUAAAAAGAAAACCUUCUUAUAAAAUUAAGCUUGUACAGUUUAUGUUCUAUUAACAUGGUCAAUUAUUCUUAAACCAACUUAACAACUGGCUUUUAAUUUAUAUUUUUAAUUUUGUAUGUUUGUAAAUAUGCUUGCCAUUUGUUAUAUAAAUUAUGGGAAAUUAAAUAAACAAUAACUAAUUUUAAUUAAUGCUUAAGAUAUUACUAUAAAUAUAUAUAAUUAAUAUUAAAAUAAUUUUAAUUAUAUAAAAACAUAAAUUAAUAAAUUGUAUAUGU
Lucilia sericata (common green bottle fly) is the source of this 3085-nucleotide messenger RNA. It is a transcript of the gene slou, whose product is annotated as homeobox protein slou. NCBI's taxonomy places the organism in Eukaryota, Metazoa, Arthropoda, Insecta, Diptera, Calliphoridae. Gene Ontology annotation, molecular function: DNA-binding transcription factor activity, RNA polymerase II-specific; RNA polymerase II cis-regulatory region sequence-specific DNA binding. The record is from RefSeq and is a predicted model, not a curated record. Gene Ontology annotation, cellular component: nucleus. Gene Ontology annotation, biological process: cell differentiation; regulation of transcription by RNA polymerase II.